AUGAAGGUCCUCCGCGUCAAGCAUGCCGAGCGCGUCCUGUCGCUGCCGCUGGGCGCCGACGGGUCGUCCGUCGCAGAGCUCAAGAAACAGCUCGAGGCGCUGACGCACGCGCCCGUGGACCAGCAGCGGCUCAUUGUCAAGGGCAAGGUGCUCGCCGACGACGCCGUUGUGGCCGACGACGGGCGCACCGCCGUGCUGCUAGUGCGGCCGUCCGCCGACGCGAUCGCGGCCAUGAACGAACAAGAGGCUGCGCUCAAGAAGCUCGAGGAGACGCGCGCCUCGCGGCCGAUUGUGAGUAUUCAAGCCAAGAACGAGGUCCUGAGCGCACGCGCCCACGCCGCACGCGCGUACCGCUUCCACGAGAUCCAAACGCUGCCGGGAUUGCCGGACGAGGCCAGGGCGACAGCGAUCCUCACGUCGCUGGCGCAGGACAAGGGCAUUCUGCACGUCAUGGCCAAGCACAAAUGGAGCGUCGGUGCGCUGGCCGAGAUGUAUCCGGACGGCAAGGUCGGCGUCGACCCUGUCUGCGUCUUGGGCCUCAACGAGAACAAGGGCCAGCGCAUUCUCUUGCGGCUGCGCACUGACGAUCUCCAAGGCUUCCGCAAGUACCUCACCAUCAAGAAGGUGUUGUACCAUGAGCUCACCCACAAUGAUGUGAGCGACCACAACAAUGAGUUUUAUCAACUCAUGCGCCAAGUCGAAGCUGAGUGCAACACCGUUCCAGGGACUACAACGUCCCUGGACGCGCCGACCACGUCACCGACAGUCGCUGCACGAGGCCACGUGCUGGGCGGCUCAAUACCUGUCGCAAUCGAACCGCGGCAGCUGCGAGUAGAGCGUGCGCUCGAGCGAUUCACUGCGCUUCAGUCGACGCCCAUCGAGGCAGCACACCACGUGACCUCCCCACUUUCACCAGCCCCUGCCUCGGUAUCAACACCGGCACUUGUUUCGACACCAGCACCCGCCUCGGCACCAGCACCUGUCUCGGUGCCCGCGCCACCGACGCCAUUGACUCGUCCAUGGGAUCUACCUACCAUUGAGCUCGACACGGCGCUGCUGGAAAGCUUGGGCGAGCGUGAGCAACGCGUUGUAUCGGCGGCCGUCGCCCUCCGCGCGCGCCUUGUUCAUGAGCCGCGUUCGCAGCAGUCGAACGUGCUCCGGUCCCUUCACGCUGUGCUAUCCAACAUUUUGCAAGCGCCGACGAACCAAUUGUACCGGCGGCUGCGCAAGACGAACGCGCGGAUUGCCAAUUACAUCAUCGGCGUUCCGCCAGCGCUGGAGCUGCUCCACCACAUUGGGUUUGUCGACGAGCUCCCAGAGCACUUGGUCCUCCAACGCGACGACCCAGGUCUUAUUUGGCUCGGCAAAUCGCUUUUGGACCCGCUCGUCGAGUCGAUUCAUUAAGUGAUUCAACG
This is a messenger RNA of Saprolegnia parasitica CBS 223.65, 1415 nucleotides long. RefSeq lists its product as hypothetical. Gene Ontology annotation, molecular function: protein binding. The record is from RefSeq and is a predicted model, not a curated record. The transcript is spliced from 8 exons. Lineage: Eukaryota; Oomycota; Saprolegniomycetes; Saprolegniales; Saprolegniaceae. The coding region runs from base 1 to 1404 and encodes 467 amino acids.